Frankliniella occidentalis (western flower thrips) is the source of this 612-nucleotide messenger RNA. RefSeq lists its product as uncharacterized. The annotation marks the transcript as partial. The transcript is spliced from 5 exons. Lineage: Eukaryota; Metazoa; Arthropoda; Insecta; Thysanoptera; Thripidae. The record is from RefSeq and is a predicted model, not a curated record.
CUCAUCUUGCCCAUAGUAGUUGUAUAAAUUUACUUGGACAUAAAUAUUUUAUUCCCACACCUGAGUGGCUGCAAGAGCAUGGAAUUCCUUUUAAAGUGAUUAUUCAGGAAGAGGGCCAGAGUGUCAUUGUUUGUCCGAACGCUGUACACUGGGGCUGGAACGCAGGCUACAACAUUGCGGAGGCUUGUAAUUUUGCAACGACAUCUUGGGUCCCUUUUGGCAUUGUGGCCCCAAAAUGCUCCUGCAUGGGUGGUGAAGUACACAUGGACCUGCAGAGAUUGAUUGCAGCAUCCAGACCAGAUCUGCUCCAGUGCUACUUGAAGAAAUCUGUCCCCAUGGGAGAAGAUGAUAUAUAUUACAAGUCAAUCUUGAGAAUAAAUGACAGAUCUCUCAUCCCUCAAACAGAUGCUGACAAGGAAGAGAAGAUGACUGAUGAGGAAGACGUACCAAGUGUAGAUGACACCAUUGAAGAUGGUUCUCUUUUUCCAGAAGUGCCUAAAAAGAAAACUUGGAGGAAAAACUUCUCAGGCACAUCAAUAACAAACAUAAGGAACCCAAAGUCCACUCUGACGCAAUGGAACACUUUAAUCUGCUUUUCCCAGAGAGAAACAA